AUGGCAGGAUUCUUUUAUCUAGGAGGGAGAGACAACAACAACAACAACAAGCAAGAUCAUCAUCAAGUAGACAAGGAUCAUCAUCAACAUCAAGACAAGAGCAAUUAUCUUUACCUUUACAAAGACGAGAUCUAUAAUACUAACAAGGGUUUCGAGAUUUGGCCUCCUCAAUACUUCCAACAGCAACAAGAACAACAACAACAGCAGCAACAACAACAUGUCUCAGCUCCUACAAACUUCUACUCUUUUGGAAUGGUCCCAAGUGGAAGCAGCAGCAACAACAACAACAAUAACCGGAGCCGGAGUUUAUACUUCAACGUAGUCUCCGAUCAUGAACCGGGAGGGUUCACGGUGACGAGACAAGGAGGUAUGAAUUGUCAAGAUUGUGGGAAUCAAGCUAAGAAAGAUUGUCCUCAUAUGAGAUGUAGAACUUGUUGCAAAAGCCGAGGCUUUCACUGUCAAACUCACGUUAAAAGCACUUGGGUUCCUGCUGCUAAACGCCGUGAGCGUUUAGCCCAACUUGCUUCCUUGCAGCACCAUUCCUCCUCCAGCCGUGAAACGCAAAACGCGAAACGCCUACGAGAAGCUAAUGGUGGUGGUGAUAAUAAUGAUGAUAAAGACCAUAGUGGUGGUGGAUCGGCUCAUGGUAAUACCCGUGUGGUGAAUGCUAAUUCUAAUUCAGGGUUGGAGGUGAAUCAACACUUACCACCGGAGGUUAGCUCACCAGCGGUGUUCCGGUGCGUUCGAGUGACCUCAAUAGAAGAUGAAGAAGAUGAUCAAGAAUAUGCUUAUCAAACGGCUGUGAACAUUGGAGGACAUGUCUUCAAAGGCAUUCUCUAUGACCAAGGACCAGAUCAAGACCAUCAUCAUCAACUUAACCUCCUUGCCUCCACUGCUACAACUACCAAUGCUGAAGAUACCGCUGCUAAAACGGCGGUUACUGUUGCCGGUAACAAUAAUAACGGAUUAAUUCUCGAUCCGUCGUCGCUUUACCCGGCUCAACUCAACUCUUUCAUCGCCGGUACGCCAUUCUUCACACCUCCAAGGUCUUGA
Molecule: messenger RNA, 1053 nt
Organism: Microthlaspi erraticum
Lineage: Eukaryota; Viridiplantae; Streptophyta; Magnoliopsida; Brassicales; Brassicaceae
Source: the annotation of a GenBank genome assembly